AUGGAUUUUUUUCGUUCUCACGUUCCUUUCCUGAGUGAAGUGUAUUCGCCAUUUGUUUUCGGCUAUACUGGUCGAGUGCAGACGAUACUUGGAUCUAUAUUUCAUCGUGCGGAAAGGUGUAACUACGAUGAGUACGACUUGGUAUUGAAUAUUGUACCAUUCCAUAGAGAGGUUGUGGACCUUGCAGAUGGCGGGGAAGUGACGCUUUCGUGGGUUAACUUUGAUGGAAUGGCUGAUGAUACUCCCAUCGCUGUCCUUUUACCCGGUUUGACUGGAUGCGGCUGCUGCGAUUAUAUUACAAGCAUUGUGAAAGGAAUCAAUGAAUGCAAAUACAGAUGUGUCGUUUUUAACAAUCGUGGAACAUGUCGACGGAAGUUGAAGACUCCCCGAGCUUACUGCGCCUCGAAUACCUCUGACGUUGCAUUGGUUUUCGAUCACAUUCGAUACCGAUAUCCAAACGCACCGAUGAUUGCAGUGGGUAUAUCGUUUGGCGCGUAA
Messenger RNA from Hydatigera taeniaeformis, 498 nucleotides. NCBI's taxonomy places the organism in Eukaryota, Metazoa, Platyhelminthes, Cestoda, Cyclophyllidea, Taeniidae. The record is from the annotation of a GenBank genome assembly.